Messenger RNA from Rubroshorea leprosula, 1165 nucleotides. The record is from the annotation of a GenBank genome assembly. Lineage: Eukaryota; Viridiplantae; Streptophyta; Magnoliopsida; Malvales; Dipterocarpaceae.
GUUGUGGUUCUUACAAAAUCUGAAGGAUUUGACUAGGAAUUUGAAGGUGACCAUAAUUUCAGAUAGGUGACAGGACAUAAUGGCAAGCGUUGCUGAAGUGUAUGGAGCUGAGUUUCAUGCAUAUUCUUAUUGUAGCAUCAAGGAGAGCUUUGAGGCAGAAGUUGAAAAAAUGCAUUUGUAGUGGGAAAAAGGUAACUGAAUAUGUACUAAAACUCUUGAAUGAAGUUGUUUGUGCAAGGAUUGGGCUGGAUUACAAUGCUCCUUUAGAAAAAUUGAGUAGCUAUAAUGAAAAUCUAGGCAAGUGGGUGGUGGAGAAUCAACCAGAACAUUGGGUCUUAUCAAAAUUUCCUUAUCCUCAAUGGGAUCUUCUAACUAGCAAUAACUUAGAGUCUACCAUCCCAUGUAUAAAAUUGGAGAAUUAUCACACUGUCCUUUCCUUUAUUACCAAGCACAGAGAAAAGUUGGCCAAAAAGUUGUGGGCCUCUAAAGCUGCUAUAAGUUCUUGGAUAAAAGGUGUUGGUCUCACUGUAGAACAGAAGUUAAUGGAAAACAUUGCAAGAAGUCAAGAGAUGCAAGUCUUAGCUUAUUCAGAUCAAUCAGCAAAGGUUGGUACUGUAAAUGGUGAUCACUUUGUUAACUUGGCUAGUGAGGAGUGCACAUGUGCAGCAUGGCAAAUGUUUGGUAUUCCAUGCCCUCAUGCAGCUGCUGUGAUUCAAUACUUGAGGGGUAAUAUUUACAAUUUUGUUGCUGAAUGGUAUGGUAGAAGCAAGCAAGAGUUGAUUUAACACAAUAGUUCCAGUGGAGACCCCUGAUAUUCUCCAGUUGGAUACUACAGACAGCUGCGUGCAUGACUCAGAUGAAGUUGUCUUGCUGCCACCUAUUAUUAAGCACUCAGCUGGUCGGCAUCCUCGUCCACAAGAGGAGCAAAUUGAUUCACAAACAACAAAAAGAAAGAACAUAUUAUGCUCUCAAUGUCAUUUAGGUGGUCACAAUCAGAGAAAUUGCAAAACUCCAGAUCUUAAUGAACUGCAUGCUGCAUAAGUAUUUCUAUGUAAAUCUAGCAUUAUCUUGCCUCGUAUGCUUUUAGUUUGAUUGCAUAAUAGUCUAUUACUUUGGCUACUCAAAACUUUGAUGCUUUAGUAGGCGGGCAAAAUUUUGAGUGUUC